Molecule: messenger RNA, 819 nt
Organism: Aspergillus clavatus NRRL 1
Lineage: Eukaryota; Fungi; Ascomycota; Eurotiomycetes; Eurotiales; Aspergillaceae
Product: alpha/beta hydrolase family esterase
Exons: 1
Coding region: 1-819 (272 amino acids)
Molecular function (GO): feruloyl esterase activity
Source: RefSeq, a predicted model, not a curated record
AUGCUUCCAACCAUACUAUACUCGGCCAUCCUGGCGCUGAGCGCCCUCACGCCCUCAGCCCUUGCUGAAACUCGCUCUUCUGGCUGUGGCAAGCACCCGAGCCUCGCCAACGGGGUCAUCCACCUCAAUGGCCGAGAGUAUAUACUCAAGCUCCCCGACCGCUAUGAUAACAACCACGCAUACCACCUUGUCUUUGGCCUGCACUGGCGCGGUGGCAACAUGCAGAACGUUGCCAACGGCGAAAGUAUCCAGCCCUGGUACGGUCUUGAGACGCGCGCCCAGGGCAGCACGAUCUUCAUUGCCCCCAACGGCAAGAAUGCCGGCUGGGCGAACAACGGCGGCGAGGAUGUCGCCUUCAUCGAUGCCAUCAUCAAGCAAGUCGAGGCGGACCUCUGCGUGGACCAGAGCUCUCGCUUUGCCACGGGAUUCAGCUGGGGCGGCGGCAUGUCAUACUCGCUAGCUUGCUCGCGCGCGAAACAGUUCAAGGCUGUCUCGGUUCUGAGCGGCGGCGUGAUCAGUGGUUGUGAUGGUGGGCAUGACCCUAUUGCCUACCUCGGCAUCCACGGUAUCAAUGAUGGCGUGCUGCCCUUCAAUGGGGGCGUCGGCCUCGCGCAGAAGUUUGUGCAGAACAAUGGAUGCCAGCAAGCCAACAUUGGCGCACCGCCGUCUGGCAGCAAGAGCUCGGUGCGCACCGAUUUCAAGGGCUGUUCGAAGCCGGUUUCUUUCAUCGCCUAUGACGGCGGUCAUGAUAGUGCUCCUCUUGGUGUGGGCAGUUCUCUGGCUCCUGAUGCCACCUGGAAAUUCUUCAUGGCUGCUUAG